CAUAAAUCGAAAUACUCUAAUUCUCGUUCUUUUUGUCUAUUGAUGAGUCACAACAAGAGAAAUACACGAGGACAAAGAUAAAUUGUUAUAGAAAUGUGGAUUUUAUCAAGCUUGGCCCUGGUGUUUAUUUCUCUUUAUGGUUGCUGUGCAGCAGAUAGUUCUGAUUCUGCCCAUCUGUUAGUCUCUAAACGAGUUCUUAACGAGUUUGUCGUGGAAGGACGAGAUCUAACCGUUAGCUAUGCAAUUUAUAAUGUUGGCUCAAGUCCAGCGACUUCGGUAUCAUUAGUAGAAGAGACAUUUAGUUCGGAUGAUUUUGAAAUUGUGAAUGGUCAAUUGUCAGUGAGGUGGCAAAGUAUUGCACCAGGAGCUAAUGUCUCUCAUAACUUAAUUUUAAAACCAUUACGAUCUGGUGUAUUUAAUAUAACGUCUGCAAUGGUGACCUACCAACCCAAAGAGGAUGCAGACCAGCAGGUUGUGUAUUCCACUGCUUUUGGUGAAGCCUUUGUUAUGGACUCAAAGACAUUUAACAGGAGACAUGCUCCACAUGUUCUUGAUUGGGGUAUAUUUGGUUUGAUGACUGUCCCAACAAUAUUCCUCCCAUAUGCCAUUUGGUACUCAACUCAUUCAAAAUAUGAUGGAUCAAAGUCAAAAAAGUUGUGAUGAAUACUAAUUGAACUGCAAGUUUUUUAACAUUGGGUGCUAUUGUUCAAUGGUUGUUCAGAUUAUAAAAAAUUAUUGCCUCUUUGUGGUGCUAACUUAUAGCAUUAUGUUACGAAUACUUUUGGAUAACCACUUUUAAAAAUAAACUUCAUACUUUUAUUUCAAAA
Molecule: messenger RNA, 827 nt
Organism: Dendronephthya gigantea
Lineage: Eukaryota; Metazoa; Cnidaria; Anthozoa; Malacalcyonacea; Nephtheidae
Product: translocon-associated protein subunit beta-like
Exons: 5
Coding region: 94-660 (188 amino acids)
Cellular component (GO): membrane; endoplasmic reticulum
Source: RefSeq, a predicted model, not a curated record